AUGGCAGGAAGCGGAUGGCGAAGAAGCGCGGGUCGCCUGCGCACUCUACGCGUUCUGCUCAGAGACACGAACCGCGCCCUGCGAGAUGUGAGAGACGUGUUGAAUUGUGAUCCGGAUGUGUCAUCAACUGUAGAAGACAUAACUGAACAAUGUUCCCGCCCUACGGCGCUGGUUAUUCUAGGAACCAGUCCCGAUGCAAAGGCUCGUCUUGUGCACUGCAUUCUUGGAAGGCGGCUGCUGCCCGACCCACUUCCCAGAGGAUGUCGCUGGUUACGCAUUCAGUAUGGGUCGAGCACCCAAGUGCACCUCACGCUAGGGACAAGUGAGUUCGAGCUGGUGGAAGAAUUGGAGUGCAAUCGACAGCCAUGGGACACGUUGCCUUUGCAGGAUAUUCUUCGCCAAGACAGUAACGACCUCACAACGAUGCUUGAAAUCGAACUGAACAAUUCCUUCCUCAAAGAUGGUCUUCGAAUAAUCAUUCCGCCGGACCUUGAAACCGAUUCUGGCCAAACAUCCUUACACGAUCUAAAAGAGCUCUACUCAGAUUUUUAUCAAAAACGGGACAACAUUUUACGGAAUUACUCCCCGAUAUAUCUCUACGCGCUGGACCGCUAUGGAAGGAAUAUUUUCAACGAACCAAUUAAUAAAAUGUCGGUUUCGAGAAGCGACGAGGAUUUUUGGGCGACCUUUGAUUUGUAUAAUGUAACGAAAGUUGAUAUAGUCAAGAAAAUUUAUCCCGUUGUUUGGAAGGAGAGCUGUGAACCGGCGGUUUUUAGUGCCGAGAACUGUCUCGAUCUCCAUCAAAUAAAGGAAAUUAAUCCCAGAUCUCAGGUCCUUUUCGUGCUUUUCUCUGACAGUCUGAGUGAAGACCGGCGAAUGGAAGUGAAUGAAGCGACUGAGUCGACUGAAUCGCCGUAUAGGAGUGAAGAAUUGCCUGAGUCUGACAGAGAUCUUUUGAAAGAUGGAGUUGCUGCCACAAAGUCUUUGGAUCGGAAAGCUUUAGAAAUCCGAUCUCAAGAAGAAAAGACAGCGUUCUUGAACGAGUUGCUUGAUCAGUGGGAAGUUGCUUCAAUCUCUGCAAAGCAUCGCGCAAAAUCUCAAUGGGUGAUUUUAGACGACUCGGAUAUUUUUAAGAACAUAGAUAAGACGGAAGUACAGCGUAAGAAAGAACCAGUCGCACGUACAGUUAAAAGUAGAACUGUAUUGAUAAAUAAUGUACUGAAGUUCGCGACUGAUUGCGUACAAAACUGCAUAUUGGAACACUUCUCGGUUCUAAGUGAAAUACAUGUAAAGGUACUUCAAGAGUUGAUAUUGUCUUCGUUUGACCUGGCGAGAGAGUUACAGGUGGUGCCUAAAAAGAUACAGUAUGUUGCCAAACAGGAACAGUAUUUGUAUGAAACUAUAAAUGCUAAGUUCUCAGAGGGUGACAAGAAACAGGAAUUGGUGCAGAUAAUGCAAGAAGUAUUACAGGAGAUGAAAUAUGAAAUACACAAUAUGGAUUGGAGUGUUGAUGAUCUCCCGUGCCAUCAAGACAGGCAAUUUAUGAUCUCGAAUUCAUGUUUCUACACACCCAGAAAAACUCCGAAUAAAGCAAUACGACUGAACCAAAUCAAUCGGCCACAAAGUAGUACUCGAAAUGGAAACGAUUUCGAUGAAGCAGAUUCGUGCCAUUUGGUGGACGAAGACAAUGUGAGUUUGUCGGAUGGUGAAGAAGCGCUGUCGUACGAUAGUUUUAACAUCGAUGAUUACGAUAUUGUGAUGUCUAAUGAGGAAAGCUUUGGAGCUAGUCAGAGUUAUAUAGAUUAUUUUAAGAGUACAAGAGAGGCUCUCAGCGGUACAAUCCCGAUAGCGAACGAAAGUGAAUCCCUCCCGCUUUCUCCAAGUUUUAGUGGACGAAGCACGGUAUCUACUUGCUCUAACACCACCUUAUCCACCAAGCAGGCUUCGCUUGACGUGCAAAGGACAGUCUUGUCAAAACUAAGUCACAAGAUAAGUGUGAAGCUUGUCAAGUUUGUAGAUUGCCUCAAAGACACUUACUUCGGAACUUUGCAGAGAUGCCUAGAAUCGUUGGAGUCGUGUUGUCGUGAAGAGCUAGGCGGUCGUCCGGCGAGUGAAGCGAUGCGGCAAGUGGUGUCUGCGGCGGAUCGGAUCGACUUGCAGCCUUGCGCAUCCUUCUCCCUACUGAGAAGCUUAUUGGACUCUAUUAGAAGACUGUUCUAUAGAUUGCGAGUAGUGACUGGCGAAGCCGAAUCGGCGUGUUGUGCGCUAAGUCCAAUUUGGCGACGGCAGGUGGCGCUUUACACACUCGCGUCCCUCUCCACGCAUAAGCUCGCUCGUCUCAUCUCCGAACAGAUCGUGGAGCGUCUGAGCGUAGCUCAUGGGCGAUACCAAGCGGCGCUGACGUCAUUGGACACUGCGCUUACUGCACGUCUGCAUAAUACUGAAGACGUCAAACUCACCAUUAGAAAGAAGUACGCUCCGCUCUUCGCCCGGUUGUGUCUAGAGAGUACAUCAAUGUGUGAUCUACUGAUGUACGGUGUACCGGACCUUGGCCGAGAAAUCGGUCGAGGUCAGUACGGUGUGGUAUACGCAGUGCGUGGUUCAUGGGCGGGAGCGACGCCUGUGGCCGCUAAGUCUGUAUUGCCUGCAGACGAUAGGCACUACUACGAGCUAGCUAUGGAGUUUUUCUAUACCAGGAGCAUCCCGUCCCACCCGCGUAUAGUCCGCCUACUCGGGUCCUUGGUACAGCGUGGCGGUGGCGGAUGUGUUAGCGUCACAUUGGUCUCAGAGAGAUGGGCUCGCGACCUUCACACUGCUGUAAGAGCUGGACUCAGUUUCGCCCAAAGGAUGAAAGUCAGCUGUGAUAUUGUUGAAGGCAUCCGAUAUCUUCAUUCCCUAGGCCUAGUCCAUCGAGAUAUUAAACUCAAGAAUGUCCUCUUGAACAAUGAGAAUAGAGCUGCAUUAUCUGAUCUGGGCUUCUGUGCGGCUGGAGCGCUGGUAUCGGGGUCUUUGGUGGGCACACCUGUACAUAUGGCACCCGAACUGCUGGCCGGAAGAUAUCAGAGUGCGGUUGAUGUGUAUGCCUUUGGAAUACUCUUCUGGUAUCUCUGUGCUGGUAGUAUCCGCUUGCCGGCUGCUUUUGAGAGCUUCCAGAACAAGGAACAGCUAUGGAGUAAGGUAAAACGAGGUCUUCGACCGGAACGCUUACCCCAGUUUUCAGACGAGUGUUGGGACAUAAUGCAGUCCUGUUGGGCCACAGAGCCUUGCCAAAGAGCCUUAUUAGGUGAUAUUCAACCGCGUCUAGAGGCAGUAUUACGCACUGCUCUUAUCGAAGAUCAACCCGGACCAAUAUUCACACAACGGACCAGUCUUUCGGAAGACGACAGUCUUAAUAUGACAGGGCUGGAUGAUUGA
Messenger RNA from Pieris macdunnoughi, 3414 nucleotides. Lineage: Eukaryota; Metazoa; Arthropoda; Insecta; Lepidoptera; Pieridae. The record is from the annotation of a GenBank genome assembly.